AUUUCUCAGUUUCAAGCCUUAUUGUUUUCUUGAAAAAAGAACUUCAAACUAUUCUCUCCCCUCAGCAAGUACAGAAUUCAGUUGGAAAAUGGCUCCUCGGCUAGUUUUUCUGGCAACCCUUUUGUUGUUCUGCCUUGCUCUGGUUUCAUCUGAUGUUGAAAUUGAAGACCAACAGAAACUGGUGACCAGAGGUGCUAACAGAAGGCUGUUACCAUUCAUGGAUUGUGGACGACUGUGCAAGGUGAGGUGCAGCUUACACUCGAGGCCAAAUUUGUGCAGCAGGGCCUGUGGUACUUGUUGUGUGAGGUGCAAGUGUGUUCCUCCAGGCACUUCAGGGAACAGAGAAAUGUGUGGAACUUGUUAUACUGAUAUGACUACCCAUGGAAACAGAACAAAGUGUCCUUAAAAUAUAAGGAUAGGCCCUAAAAACUUAGGAUUAUGUUGAAACCUAAGUCAUGUUGUCCUUUGUACUAGGAUGUGGUUUUCUUUAUGUGUUAUGGAAGGUGUAUCUAUAUCUACAUGUGUCAUGUUUGGUGGGGACUUGGUCUUGAAACUUUAUGUUGUUACGAUGAUGCAAUAUCCUGCUGUCUCUAGCUAAUGUGCAAGUAUUUUCUAAGUUAAAAUCAUAUCCUUUCAAUUUUUUA
Messenger RNA from Olea europaea var. sylvestris, 644 nucleotides. Its product is annotated as gibberellin-regulated protein 11-like. The coding region runs from base 89 to 406 and encodes 105 amino acids. The record is from RefSeq and is a predicted model, not a curated record. The transcript has 4 exons. NCBI's taxonomy places the organism in Eukaryota, Viridiplantae, Streptophyta, Magnoliopsida, Lamiales, Oleaceae.